AUGUCAGAUAAUAAAGAUGAUGCAACAGCUGCUCGAUCAUUUCAUAAAAAACUUUGUGAUUUUGAGUUUCUAAUAACAUUAGUCACAGUUAGCAAAAUUAUGGCUAUAACUCAUCAAAUAUCAGUUAGCCUACAAAAACCUGAUAUUGAUUUAAGUUCUGCUAUUGGGCACAUAGAACUUGUACAAUCAGUCAUAACUGAUAUUAGAUCAAACGUUGAAAUUGAGUUUAAACACUUGUAUUUAAGUGCUCAAGCUAUCAGUUCUAAACUUCAUGUUGAACCAUCAAUACCUAGGAUUGUUGGUAUCCAAAGAUAUCGUCAUAAUUAUUCAACUAACUCUCCAGAUGUAUAUUAUAGAAUUAGUUUAUUCAUACCAUAUCUUGAUGAAUUAAACUCAUCAUUUGUCAACAGAUUUUCUAAACACAAAAAGACUCUUGUGAGCUUACAAAAUAUUAUACCAAUAAAUGCAAUUAAAUCAAAAUAUUAA
Macrosiphum euphorbiae (potato aphid) is the source of this 486-nucleotide messenger RNA. The record is from the annotation of a GenBank genome assembly. NCBI's taxonomy places the organism in Eukaryota, Metazoa, Arthropoda, Insecta, Hemiptera, Aphididae.